UGUCAUUUCCCUGUUCGCAUACUGUGUGCCAAGUCUCGUGGUUUUGUUUGUGCAUCACGAGUGGUCGGGCCUGGAAGUGAUUAGGCAGGAUUUGCCAUGCAAAUCCAUUUGGGAUUUAGCAAUGGCCAGGAGAUUAAGGCCUUGGGAGUUGGCCAAUUAGCUGGCCUUUUUUAAGAUCCUUGAAGAGGGACCCACUGGGGAAGAUGUGAGGGCAAAUCGCAGAGCUGCGAGAAGCCCACAGCCUUCUCUAUAGGAGUCAGAGAAGCCGCUGCCUGGUCUCUGGAGGCUACCUCUGCCUCCUCAGCACAAGCCACCAUGGCUCCCAAAGUUGUAUUGAUAACAGGAUGCUCAUCCGGGAUUGGGCUGGCAUUGGCUGUGAAACUAGCACAGGACAAGCAGAGGAGGUUCAAAGGUGAGCUUCUUUAAACAGUGUUUUGUGAAACAACAUUUUUUAAAAAAUGUGUACAAUAUAGUUGAUUUUUUUCUCUCUGCCUAGUUUCCUUUUAAUCUGAUGCAGCUACGCAAAAUGACAUGAUCAGGUUGUUUGCUUUUCCAAUUUCUUUCCUGUUGGAUUCGCUUCUAAGUUUCCAGCAUUUAGCAUGGAUGGUGGUGGUGUAGAGAGCCCUUUGCUAGCCUGGAUGAGUGUAUUCAGGGCACCUAUCUUAUCUUCAACUUCUUACCCUCCCUUCACCAUGACGUCCCAGGGUGGGUAAGAACAGAGCAAUUACGCAAUUUGAAAGCAAAUACCUAAUGCAACACCAAAACGACAAUUUAAAAUAGAGCGAAAAGGUAAAUUCAAAAUUAAAUGCAUAAUUCUGUUUAAUUGUUUAUACCCAUAGUUGCCAGCAUGUUGAUCCAAUGAACUUGCCAUGGAUAUAAGAAAUAGUUACCUGAAGGCUGUAACAUGCCCUGUAGCCCUGAGGCAGGACCAUCUCUUAACAUCCUGUUUAGGGAAGUUUUUAAUGUUUGGUGUUUUAUCGUGUUUUUAAUAUUCUGUUGGGAGCUGUCCAGAGUGGCUGGGGAAACUCAGCCAAAUGGGUGGGAUAUAAAUAAUAUAUUAUUAUUAUUAUUAUUAUUAUUAUUAUUAUUAUUACUGCACAGUGCUGAGCUUCCAACUGUGGUUUUGAGUGUUUCCUAGAAUGAGUGUGUUAUCAAACAAAUGCAGGGAUCAUUAGUAGUCUGGCUGCAAGCUUUUUAAUUAGCUGCUGAUUGUAUUGUAGUAGCUUUUAAAUUUGAUUCUGGUGAUGCAUCACCUUACAGCUGCUAAAGAAUUAAAAUCUGUCGAUUUUGUCUACUGACUUCUAUUCUCUAGCUCCAGUUUCAGUUGGAAACUCAGACUUAAACUACAUCUAAAAAAACACACACCGAACCUCCGGUGUUUUCCUGUUCAGCCAUUUUGAAAACCUGCACUUCCAGGAUUGAAAUUUGGAACUGUGGUUUAGGGUUGCCAACUUGAACACCAGGAAAAGGGGGGGAUGGGGACAAGCCUGCCAUUGUGCCCUUAAGAGCAGCACGAUACACUGAAAUUAGCAGGUGAACUAUAUCAUAACAUAGAAAUAAACAUUAUCCAUCAGUUGAAGGCUUUAGGCCACACUGUUGCUGCUGCUGCUGCUGCUGCUGCUGAUAAUAAUAAUAAUAAUAAUAAUAAUAAUAAUAAUAAUAAUUUAUUUAUACCCCGCCCAUCUGGCUGAGUUUUCCCAGCCACUCUGGGUGGCUCCCAAUCGAGUGUUAAAAACAAUACAGCAUUAAAUAUUAAAAACUUCUCUAAACAGGGCUGCCUUCAGAUGUCUUUUUAAGCUAAGAUAGCUGCUUAUUUCCUUGACAUCUGGUGGGAGGAUGUUCCAAAGGGCGGACGCCACUACCAAGAAGGCCCUCUGUCUGGUUCCCUGUAACCUCGCAAUGAGGGAACUGCCAGCAGGCCCUUGGCGCUGGACCUCAGUGUCCGGGCUGAACGAUGGGGGUGGAGACGCUCCUUCAGGUAUACAGGACUGAGGCCGUUUAGGGCUUUAAAGGUCAGCACCAACACUCUGAAUUGUGCUCAGAAACAUAUUGGGAGCCAAUGUAGGUCUUUCAGGACCGGUGUUAUGUGGUCUCGGUGGCCGCUCCCAGUCACCAAUCUAGCUGCCGCAUUCUGAAUUAAUUGCAGUUUUCGGGUCACCUUCAAAGGUAGCCCCAUGUAGAGCACAUUGCAGUAGUCCAAGCGGGAGAUAACUAGAGCACAGCUCCUGCAGACAGUUUAAAAGUUGGCAACUUAGGUUGGGUACUUUGGAAAUUAAAAAAAUGUCCUUUAUAGCCCCAGCUAUGAGGGUUUGACAAUUUGGGCAAGGUGGAAUGUAAAAGCUUUGGUCUCAAAGUCGGAGUGGAACUGAGGAUGGUUUGGGACUGAGUGACGAAAGCUCCUGUGUUCCAGUGAUUGCCACAAUGAGGAAUGUGGCCAAGAAGGAGAAGCUGGAAACCGCUGCAGGGGCUGCUCUCAACAAGACGCUGGAGAUCAAACAGCUGGAUGUCUGCGACGAGAAAUCCAUCCGCAGCUGCGUCAACAGCAUCCCCCAACGGCAUAUUGACAUCCUCAGUGAGUAUCCAAAAGGUUUGCUGCAUUAUCUGUCACCCGGAGUAAGGAUUGUGUUAGAAGGAGGUGCGCAGUGAAUCAGAACCCCUGCCCCACCAAAAAUAAGUGGGGGCUCUCUCUUUUUCCUUUCUUUUUAACCCAGAAGGAAUACUUGGGGUGAGGUAGCAGCAACGGCAGUAAGAUGAUGGGGAUGGAAGGACUUGCUUGGGACGUCCCUAGAUGUUUACAUUGUGCACGUGUAUGCUAAUUCCUACACACACCCAGUGGUGGACCUACAUUUUUGGGGCCCCAAAGCUCGAACGGUUAUGGGGCCCCUUCACAACCAGCAACGAAGUCUGGGUAACCACUGUUAUGUUAUCUUCUUCAAAGGGUUUGUUCCACGACACAUCGCCACGAAUUCUCCAUGAGUUUGCGUUUUUGGUAUCCGCUUAUGAACUCAUUUUUAUUCCUCUAGGAUUUUGACCACUUUUUAAAAAGUGGUGGUGGAGAAUACAUUAGCCACAGCAGAACAGCCAAUUUACCGCAACACUCCGCAUUGACAUCAUUUGUGUUACUGACUCUCAAACUUUGAGAUUGUUGAAAUACAUACGGCAAAACAUUAGUCAAUUUUUGUGAGACUCAAAUUGGGUGACUCAGUUUGGGUCUACUAAUUUGGGACUUGGGGACUCAAGUCAUUUCUGGGGGCCCUGAGAGAUCCACAAGAUUCCAGAUUGGUUCCUAGUAGAGCCUCUUGCAAGUCUGGGACUGUGAUUAAAGAAAAAGAAGAAGACAUUGCGUGUCAGAUUAUUGUGAUCUGUGUAGGUCAAGAAUGUUAACCAGAGAUGGGUUGCAGUAGGGAUAAAUAGAGUAGUGUAGGGGGGAUUGUCCUCUGAAAAAUUAUGGAACAAUGGGGUCCAAUGUGACCAUUUUGCCUACACUCCUUAGUCCCAUAUCGUGCUGUGCCAAUCUAAAGCCUUCCGGAUUGGAUUAGAAAUUUACUAGAACAACACUCAAGCCAAGGGUUGCUUAGGUCCUUGGCAAAAGAUCACAGUUGUGCAGGAUAAUAAUGCUCACUCUCUGUGGGUAGAAACAGACAUUCAGAAACCACACAGUAGCUGCUUAAAAAUUUGCAGUAAGGUGGUGUGCAUGUGCAGUUAUCACUUGAGACUGAAGAAUCAAGGAGUGACACUCGUGACUGGAUGACCGCAGGUCAAAUAACCCCCAGCAGAAUGCUCAUUUUACCAGAUGCAAUGUCAUCUUUGCUACUGCUGCUCCCCACCUCACCCCCAAAUAAAACCCUGGCAUUCCAGAAAUGGAAAGGCGGCUCUGGAAUCUUGUCUGGUGGGAUAGAAUGAGGGCAGAGAAAGGGUUAACCAUUCCCCUGCCCCCCUGAAGCUGCCCUGCUCCCAUCACGUUUCUUUGGUGGAAAAGCAGCCAAAUUUCCCAGAAAAGUGUGUCCGCACCCUUAGGUAGAGAGAGGCAACUGAAUUUAGGUAUCAUAAAAGGCCAGUAAAUGGUUAGCUGUUACAUUUUUACUAGCAUGGUAAGUUACUUGCACGGCCCCAAUGGGAUUUUCCACCUCAGCUGUCCAAAAAUAACUUGACCAGUUUUAGGUAUUCUGCACAGUGACUUUGGCAGGCGGAGGGGAGCAGCACCACUUUCUGGUUGCCUCAGGCAAUAAAAUGUCUUGGGAUGGCCAUUCCCAGACAUGCAGCUAACAACAAACACACAGCUCUGGCCUAAUGUGAGCCAGCGUGGUGUAGUGGUUAAGAGCAGUAGACUCAUAUUCUGGUGAACCAGGUUCGUGUCUCCACUCCUCCACAUGCAGCUGCUGGGUGACCUCGGGCUAGUCACACUUCUCUGAAGUCUCUCAACCUCACUCACCUCACAGUGUUUGUUGUGGGGGAGGAAGGGAAAGGAGAAUGUUAGCCGCUUUGAGAUUCCUUUGUUGUUGUUGUUUAGUCGUUUAGUUGUGUCCGACUCUUCGUGACCCCAUGGACCAGAGCACGCCAGGCACUUCUGUCUUCCACUGCCUCCCGCAGUUUGGUCAGACUCAUGUUUGUAGCUUCGAGAACACUGUCCAACCAUCUCAUCCUCUGUCGUCCCCUUCUCCUUGUGCCCUCCAUCUUUCCCAACAUCAGGGUCUUUUCCAGGGAGUCUUCUCUUCUCAUGAGGUGGCCAAAGUAUUGGAGUCUCAGCUUCAGGAUUUGUCCUUCCAGUGAGCACUCACGGCUGAUUUCCUUCAGAAUGGAUAGGUUUGAUCUUCUUGCAGUCCAUGGGACUCUCAAGAGUCUCCUCCAGCACCAUAAUUCACCAUAAUUGAGACUCCUUAGGGUAGUGAUAAAGCGGGAUAUCAAAUCCAAACUCUUCUUCUUCUCUUCUAAUAUCUUGUGAAACGCCAGCUGGAUUACCUGUCUGCAUCUCCACAGUUACACACUCGUAGUUUAAUAUGGCAAUCAUCUAGUCGUCAGUGUGAAGCAGUUCUCAGUUUCCCCAAGUGUCUGAGAACAUGGGAACGGGCUGGAAUGGGGUAACAUUGGCUCUACCAUUGGGCUAGAGCGGGAAUGGGGAAACUGCAGCCCUUCAAAUGUUGCUGGACUCCAACUCCCUCAGCCCCAGCCUGUUUCCACUGCUCCCUUCCUCUCACUGAACACCAAGGGUGGGGCUCACAAUAAGAUCUUUUGUCUGCCUGUUGCAGUCAACAACGCUGGCGUUGGUCUUAUUGGUCCCAUCGAGUGCCAGACCAUCGAAGAGAUGAAGGCCAUCAUGGAGACCAACUUCUUUGGCGUGGUGAGGAUGAUUAAGGAGGUCCUCCCUGACAUGAAGAAAAGGCGGAGUGGCCACAUUGUGGUCAUCAGCAGUGUCAUGGGUUUGCAAGGUAAGGUUGUUGUUUUCUUGGCUAAGUCUUCAUUCACACAAGCUUUUUUCAGCCUUGUUCGCAAGCCCAGAUUUUAAGAAGCAAUUUCCUUUCUGUGUGGAUAGUGCAUUAUGCAGCUUAGCCCACUAGGUGGCACUGAGCGGAUUUGCAUCCGGGUGAAGUCAGGAGUUCCCUGUGUCUGUUUUCUUCCUAUGAAGAGAGACAAUAAGGUAUUUUUUUGCCAAAUUUCUGACUGGUGCAUCUUCCUCUAAGUCUUCCAUGUCACCUGCUUCCUGUGACUCAACCUCUAUGCCUUCCUUACUUAUUUAUAAGUAAGCUCUUUAUACGCUGCCCUCUCAAUUACAUACCAUUAAUAUAUUUAAAAGAAGACGCAAUACAGAAUAACUAUUACAAUGGCUGGCUACUGCAUUCAUAAGAACAUUGCCUACUAAGCUAAAUCAGUCAAAGGGUACAAAUAGGCACUUUCCCAUCUCCUGGGAAACACACAAACAGCAAAACAUGAUGGCCAUUCUGUGUUGUUUGUCACCAGUAUCUGAUGUUUUGAGGUAGGCCACCUCCAGAGACAGAUUCAUGGAGGAUAAGGCUCUGUUCUGUUUCCACUGUCAGAGGCAAUAUAUCUCUGAAUGCCAGAGGCUGAGAAUCACUGGUGAGAAGAGGGUAGCUGGGUGGGUCUUUCCUCGGAGGCAGUGGGCUCUUGUGAUGUUCUCUGAACAGAGGCUCCCUUUAGAUUAGGAUCAAUAGCCACUGACAGACCUAGCCUCUUAAUAAAUCGUCUAGAUCCGGCUUCCUCAACCUCAGCCCUCCAGAUGUUUUGAGACUACAAUUCCUAUCAUCCCUGACCACUGGUUCUGCUAGCUAGGGAUCAUGGGAGUUGUAGGCCAAAAACAUCUGGAGGGCUGAGUUUGAGGAAGCCUGAUCUAGAUCUUUUUCUUAGCAAGCUAAGGCUUUGUUUGCACAUGUGCAGCAGAAUGAGGUGGGUAAAUCCCAAGGGGGCAGAAGGACAGACUCAAAUUUUGAAUAUUUUCUCAUCUAAAAUAAAAACCAGAAACAAAAAACCCCUGCAAGUAAAUAGCUAGCACAUAUGGGGAAUUUUUAUCCCAGCCCAUUUUGCCAUGCCAGUUUUCACUUGCAGGGAGGGUGUGUGUGAGAGAGAGAAACCUUCAAAAUGUGGCUUAUUCACUUGCUGUCUGGAGUGCCGAACACUUUAGCUGCACAUAAACUCCAUGUGAAAGUAGCAAAAAAGGAUCAGGGUGGCUGGUGUAGGGGACUUUUAAGCAGAUAACAGGUCUUUUUUUUUUCUUGUUUAAGUUAAGAUUUUAUAGUACAGUGUUACCUUGGGUUAAGAACUUAAUUCGUUCUGGAGGUCCGUUCUUAACCUGAAACUGUUCUUAACCUGAGGUACCACUUGUGCUAAUGGGGCCUCCCGCUGUCCCCGCGCGAUUUCUGUUCUCAUCCUGAGGUAAAGUUCUUAACCUGAGGUACUAUUUCUGGGUUAGCAGAUUCUGUAACCUGAAGUGUCUGUAACCGGAGGUACCACUGUACUCUGUAUAGUAUGCAUGCCCCCUCUCUCUGUAUAUGUUUGUGUAUGUACACACACACACACACACACCUCCAUUGUAACUUGUGUAACUGUCAUUUUAUAUUGAAAUGUUGCCUGAAAGUUGUCAAAGCCAGUGGCUCAUACAAUAAAUCUGAUGCCUUAAUAAACGAGGACAUAAUUAAUUUUGUUUGACUUGGCCAUCAGAAUGGUCUGCCUGCAGGAUUUGUCUGUGUCCAGCCUCUUGCUAAUCUCUUCUUUUUCAGGCAUCGUGUUCAAUGACAUCUACACAGCUUCCAAAUUUGCCAUUGAGGGCUUCUGCGAAAGCCUCAUCAUCCAGGCGCUCAAGUUCAAUAUCUUGUGAGUGGCUAAUCGGCAAGUGAUGCUUUUAGACCCCUUCUCCUCCCCUGCCAUGCCUAUACAGUUAGGGUUGCCUUCUUUUGCAUUUCUGGCAAGUCUCCUUCGGUUUCGACAGCUGCAAAAGCGGAAGGAGUUCAACAGGGGUAGCUUUUUUCCGGUUGAAAGAGUCUAGUGAACGGAAGAGCUUCACUUCAUGAAUUUAUGGCAGGGGGGGAAAGUGGUCACUUUAAAUAAUGGUAAUAAGUGGUGCUAUUCACAGGAUAAAACAGCUGGUGGUCAGACGAAAUUCACUCUGAUCAGAUCAGAGUUAGCAUCUCCCUUUGGGUAGUUUAGCUCUUCAGGAGGGGUAAGUGGGGAAACAGGGAGAAUUCAAGUUUAUUUAUGGCUCAUUUGUCUCAAAGUGGGGUGACAACCUCACUACACAUUUAAAGCAGUACUAUACCACUUUAAGCAUUCAUGGCUUCCCAUUCCCAAAGAAUUCUAGGAACUGGAGUUUAUUAAGUGCGCUGAAAAUUGUUAAGAGAUCCCUAUUCCCCUCAUGAAACUGCAAUUCUAAUAAUUCUGUGGGGGUUCCCUUUGGACUCUUUUCUUUUCUUUUCUUUUCUUUUCUUUUCUUUUCUUUUCUUUUCUUUUCUUUUCUUUUCUCUUCUCUUCUCUUCUCUUCUCUUCUCUUCUCUUCUCUUCUCUUCUUUUUCUUUUGCUAGCAGGCCAUGUUGAAUCCAGCCUGCUUUUUUAAGAAUCACAAAUAGGAGCUAAGGCAUGGGGGGGGGGCUACAUAAAUAAAGGAUUUUGAACAGUAUAUAUUUAGGAUUGGCGUUCUCCCCCCCCCAAUAUAGCUUCCAAAUUAGCCGCUUUUUCAGUCAUGGUUCGCUACAGUCAUACCCAGAAUAGACAGGGUGACUGAGGUUAGUCAUCUGUAUUGAUCUGAAUGGGCUUACUCUGCGUAUGACUUAGUUGGAUCGAGCGCAGCCGUUUCUCACUGCCACUUCCACUCCCUCCAACAAUUGCUCAUAGCCUGACUUGGCCUCUUCUGUGCCUCUGGAACAUGGUGGCUCCCUUCCUCACAGCCGAAAUGGAGGGAGGACCCCACAGGCACCAGAAAAGAAUGCCUGGCUUAAGGAUGAACCUUACAUAUUGUGUGCUUGGCUUGUAGUGUCAGUUUGAUAGAGCCUGGCCCAGUCGUGACCGAGUUUGAGAUGAAGGUCUAUGAAGACGCAGAGAAAGCUGACUAUUCCCAGACGGAUCCUGAGACUGCAGAAAUAUUCACCAAUGUCUACCUGAAAAAUUCGAAGGCCAUCUUCUCCAGUUUGGGCCAGACCCCUGAAGAUGUAGCUGAGGUGAAAAAAAAACUAAUGUCUUCUUUAUGUGUGACAAGGGCUGCCAUUUAUGAUGAUGAUGAUCAUCAUCAUCAUCAUCAUUACCGGUAUAUCAUCAUCAUCAUCAUCAUCACUUGCAGGAAUUUCUAUGCUGCUCAAGACACAAAAUUCCAGAUCGCUGCACAUUUUAGGAUUGGAAAGCACUUGUAGAACCAAGCAUAGGGGGAAAACAGCACAGCAUCUUCAGUAGAAUGGACAACCUGGCUGGUUCACACCACAGGCAAAGUCUGUGAGAAUAUAAAAGCUUUAAGCCCAUGUCUAAAGCAACCAUUCUGAAGCUUGGGGCGCCCGACAUUGUUAGACUACAACUCCCAUUGUUCCCGACCACUGGUCCUGCUAGCUAGGGAUGAUGGGAGUUGUAGUUGUUAGGCUAUCCCUGUCCAGGUAGGGGUGCCACUGAGGCCACCCAAGUCUCAAGCAGCAGCAAUGCAUCCAAAAUUACCCCCAAACUGCAUACCCGCUCCUUCAGAAGGAAUGUAACCCCAUCGAAAGCAGGCAGCCUCCCAUCCAACUGGUUAGAUGCAAAUUAACAGUCUCUCACCCAAUGUUGCUCAAGAAUUCAAAGAAACAAACAAAAAAAACCACAACAGUGCAGUAUUGAAUGGUGCAGUCUGCCAUCUUGAUUCAAGUUGUAUCCAAGCACGGGUGGAAACCUGCUCCUUGAUCACAGGAACCAUCUUGCAAAAUUUGGUUAAGGUAUCUGAACACAUACAGAACAGACAAACAACUUUCUAAAAUAUAUAGCGGAUGUGGUCAACUGAUUAAUCGUAGGAGUUUUAGUAGGUUCCAUUGAUUAAUCAACUAAGGCUGGAUCUACACUGACCUUUUUAAUGUUAUUAGAAAGAUACUAGAUAUAUAGUUCUAAAACGUCACAGGGCACUGGCAAAUAAAAAAUGCUCCUUACCUUGUUUUUUACCGUAACAAUAGAGUUUCUCUAUUGCAGGUUCCCGGUUGCUCAGCAGCUCCCUCUGGUGUCAAAUAAUAGUAAUAAUAAUAAUAAUAAUAAUAAUAAUAAUAAUAAUUUAUUCAUUCAUUCAUUCCCCACCCAUCUGGCUGGAUUUCUCCAGCUACUCUGGGCAGCUCCCAACAGAAUUGAUGAUGAUGAUGUUGAUGACAAUAAUAAUAAUAAUAAUAAUAAUAAUAAUAAUAAUAAUGUGAUAAAACAUCAGACAUGAAAAGCUUCCCUAAACAGGGCUGCAUUCAAAUAUCUUCUAAAAGUUGGAUAGUUGUUUAUUUCCUUGACAUCUGAUGGGAGAGCGUUCCACAGGGCAGGCACCACUACCGAGAAGGCCCUCUGCCUGGUUCCCUGUAACCUCACUUCUCACAGGGAGGGAACCGCCAGAAGGUCCUCGGAGCUGGACCUCAGUGUCUGGGCUAAACGAUGGAGGUGGAGACGCUCCUUCAGGUAUUGUGAGGGAGGGUGGGCUUUGGAGUGCAACCCCAUCUGCAGAGCCACAGGUUUCCCAGCUCUGCCUUUGUGUGGAUGUCCCCUGGCAUUUAUUUACGUGGGUGUCCUGUGUUUCCCUCCGCAGCACACGCUGAAGGUCAUCACCACGGCCAAGCCGCCCUUCCGCCACCAGACCAACGCCAUCUACACGCCCAUGACGGCUCUCAAGCACGCCGACCCCACCGGGGCCUUGAUGACCGACUCGUUCUACAAGAUGGUCUUCAAAUAUGAUACCCUCUUGCACGUCAGCCUGAAGGCCAUUCGGCUGAUCCGCUGGCAAGCCCAGAAAAUGAGGCAAGGAGCUAGGUUGUUGGGCUUCAGAUGAGGAGGCCCUUCAGAGGCCGGAGAGAGAGAGACUGGGGAACGGAAGAUCCCAAAACAGAUUCACUUCUCUUUUUACCAAACUUUCUGUUCGCACAUUUGAAACACUUUAAAACCCUCAAUUCUAUUCUCACUACUUCUGACUAGGCUUUUUGUUUUUUGUAAUUCGCACCCUGGAGCCCUGCUUUGUGUUUAUUUGCAUGCUUUAACCCCCGUUCUCCCUUUGAAUUGCCCCAGAGAUGAGGUUGAAAGGCCCGUGUUCAUGCAGAAGCUGAGUAGGAGCAGCAGCAG
Messenger RNA from Podarcis lilfordi (Lilford's wall lizard), 10758 nucleotides. The record is from the annotation of a GenBank genome assembly. NCBI's taxonomy places the organism in Eukaryota, Metazoa, Chordata, Lepidosauria, Squamata, Lacertidae.